Messenger RNA from Rattus rattus (black rat), 3900 nucleotides. RefSeq names its product solute carrier family 38 member 4 (gene Slc38a4). NCBI's taxonomy places the organism in Eukaryota, Metazoa, Chordata, Mammalia, Rodentia, Muridae. The record is from RefSeq and is a predicted model, not a curated record. Bases 84 to 1724 code for a protein of 546 amino acids. The transcript is spliced from 16 exons. Gene Ontology annotation, biological process: amino acid transmembrane transport. Gene Ontology annotation, molecular function: amino acid transmembrane transporter activity.
GGUCUCUCACUCUCACCCUUGCCGCCACAUCCAUUGGAUUCCAACCCGAAGAAGGUAGAGGCGGGAAAGGGCUGUGAAGUCAAAUGGACCCCAUAGAACUGAGAAGUGUCAACAUCGAACCGUACGAGGACAGCUGCAGCGUGGAUAGCAUUCAAAGCUGCUACACCGGGAUGGGGAACUCCGAGAAGGGAGCCAUGGACAGUCAAUUUGCUAAUGAAGAUGCCGAAAGUCAGAAGUUCCUGACGAAUGGCUUUUUGGAGAAGAGGCUAACCGAUUACGCGGAUGAGCACCACCCUGGAACGACCUCCUUUGGAAUGUCCUCCUUUAACCUGAGUAACGCCAUCAUGGGUAGUGGUAUCUUGGGCUUGUCCUACGCCAUGGCCAACACGGGGAUCGUCCUUUUUGUAAUCAUGCUUCUCACUGUGGCAAUUCUAUCGCUCUACUCGGUUCACCUUUUACUGAAGACAGCCAAGGAAGGAGGGUCUUUGAUCUAUGAAAAGUUGGGAGAGAAGGCGUUUGGAUGGCCUGGGAAAAUUGGAGCCUUUAUCUCUAUUACAAUGCAGAACAUUGGAGCCAUGUCAAGCUACCUCUUCAUCAUUAAGUAUGAGCUGCCUGAAGUGAUCAGAGUGUUCAUGGGACUUGAAGAGAACACUGGGGAGUGGUACCUCAAUGGCAACUACCUCGUCUUAUUUGUGUCCGUGGGGAUCAUCCUACCGCUCUCUCUCCUUAAGAAUUUAGGCUACCUUGGCUACACCAGCGGAUUUUCCCUCACCUGCAUGGUGUUUUUCGUCAGUGUGGUGAUUUACAAAAAGUUCCAAAUACCCUGCCCUCUGCCUGUUCUGGAUCACAAUAACGGGAACCUGACAUUCAACAACACACUUCCCAUGCACGUGAUCAUGCUACCCAAUAACUCGGAGAGCACAGGCGUGAACUUCAUGGUGGACUACACUCACCGAGACCCGGAAGGGCUGGAUGAGAAGCCGGCCGCAGGCCCUCUUCAUGGCAGUGGUGUGGAGUAUGAAGCCCACAGUGGGGACAAAUGUCAACCCAAGUACUUUGUAUUCAAUUCCCGCACGGCCUACGCGAUUCCAAUCCUGGCGUUUGCUUUCGUCUGCCACCCUGAGGUCCUUCCCAUCUACAGCGAGCUUAAGGAUCGGUCCCGGAGAAAGAUGCAGACGGUGUCCAAUAUUUCCAUCACAGGGAUGCUCGUCAUGUACCUGCUCGCUGCGCUCUUUGGCUAUCUAAGCUUCUACGGGGAAGUUGAAGACGAGUUGCUCCAUGCCUACAGCAAAGUCUACACAUUUGAUACGGCUCUCCUCAUGGUACGCCUGGCAGUCCUGGUGGCGGUGACACUGACUGUGCCCAUCGUCCUGUUCCCCAUCCGUACUUCAGUGAUCACACUGCUGUUUCCAAGAAGACCCUUCAGCUGGGUGAAGCAUUUCGGGAUCGCUGCAAUCAUCAUCGCUCUCAACAACGUCCUGGUCAUCCUCGUGCCUACCAUCAAAUACAUCUUUGGAUUCAUAGGGGCUUCUUCUGCCACCAUGCUGAUUUUCAUUCUUCCGGCAGCUUUUUAUCUCAAACUUGUCAAGAAAGAACCCCUUCGAUCACCCCAAAAGAUUGGGGCUUUGGUGUUCCUCGUGACUGGAAUUAUCUUCAUGAUGGGAAGCAUGGCGCUCAUUAUAAUCGACUGGAUUUACAACCCUCCAAAUCCCGACAACCACUAAUCCUUGGGGGGGACGCUCUUCUAUUGGAAACGGCCGUCAUUAUGGUCUGAAGGACACUUUAGUUGUCUUGGUUGGGAUGUUAGUCUGAGGAAUUAACGAGAUUCCGAAGACAUUUUCUAGCUCUAUCAUCUGACGCAUGUGAAAGAAAAAAAAAUAUAUAUGGGUUUUCUUGGGAAGGGUUUUGCCGGGGAUGGUGAAGGAUGCAUUAAAAUUCUGUGACGCACGUUUUAACCCAGGCCGUCCAGUGCAGUGUGUGAUGCCCACGUUGUGUUCGCUGCUGUGGAAGCUGAAUCCCGUUGGCUGCGUGUCUCACGUCAGCAGACAAUAGCCUGUCCCCAUGCUCACUCCACAUCUCACCACCCCAGAUCAACAAAUAAUUCUAUUCUCAGACCAUCAGACAGAGAUCCCCUGGUGGGCAAAGCUCACUUAGGGCCAUCUCCCAUUGUACACCGACACUAAGGGUCGGCUGACUGGCUGAGGCAGGGGCAUGCCUUGAGCUGUCCCUGUGAGGUUCCUGAAUGGCAGAUGCCAUGAUAGAGUACUUCCUCUCAACACUUAAGGAGUAGUUUGCCCAACCUGCGUAUUACACUGAAUUAGUGACUUUUUCAUUCAAUGUUUUAGUGACGAAUGCUAAAAACAUCUCACUAAACACAGAGGGUUUUUUUUUUAAUUAUCAAGAAACAACUGCCCAACAAAAAUGCUUUUUAACAUCUGCCUUUUCAUGAUGUUCCUGAUAUUUUUGUCCCUCGUUGUCUUUGAACAAGGCUUCCCCUCUUGUCUUCCGUUCUCAUUCGUAAUUUUCAGAAAACCGCAGUCCGUGUGGAGACACACUACCCAGUAUUGUUUGAUACAUUUUUAUUUGAUAAACAUUUCAGUGCAGGAAACUGUGAUUUUUGCUAUAUGUUUAUGUACAUAAUCUCAUCCUAUAGCUAUCAGCACGUUGGCAUUUGAUACAUUGGAUUUUUAUUUUUUAUAUUUGCAGUUCUCUUUCUUCACAGACAAAGCAUUUAUAUUACCGGGGACAGGGAAUUAAGCUGGCGGGCUCAGAAAUCCAUGUGUAUGUGUCUAUCCAUUGGAGACAUCUAAAAGUUAAAAACCUAAGCUCACCUAGUCCGGUGAUGCUCUUUGCUGUUUGCAAUACUCUGAAGAUCUACAGCAAAGCAGCAAAGGAAAGGGAUUCUCAUUCGUAAAUCAUUUCCAGCGCUAACGACGGUCUUUGAAUUUACCAUGUCUAGAAUAGAGUUCAGUUUAUUUUAGCUCACAUAGGAAUUCACUGGCAUCCAUCUGCCGUUAAGAUAAUAUCAAGUGGUUAGAAAUAAAUGCACCAACGUGACCCCAAAAUACAGGCUGCCGUUCUUGUUCACAGCCAUAGAUGCUUACAUGGGGUGGAGUUCAGUUUCCCCUCACUGCCCAGAAUCUCUGGCUUUGACCGUUGUUUUUCAAUCACUGGUCGUUUAUUUUACAUUUCAAUACGAAGCCAGGUCUGAAAUGCACGAAUCAUCCAGGUAGUGAUAAUACCAUCACACUGAAAUAGUUUUUCUGCAGUGGGUCUCAGAAACAUGUUUGUUUACUUGUCAUUUUCUGGAGUUUAGUACUAUAAAAUGGUGUGCUUUGGGAUAGAAACCGAGCAUUACUAGAAAGUAUCACAAAUUCCGAGUUAUUAUCAUCCGGGAGGAAAAAAAAUCGCCAAAUAGGAUCUGUGAGAUGUCUUUCCGUUUUUCAUUCACCCAAGAAAUAAACCAAGAUUAGAGAGUGGAAAGGGUGCAUUGCAAAUAUUAAAUGUGUUUCAUCUGAACAUAUUAAAUGUAAAUAGAAAAGAUUAAUCCAAAAAUAUUGGGAGCCUGUACAAUCUGUAUAUAUUUCAAAUAUUUUACAUUUAGAAUGACUAACUGGGAAGCAUCCUCUUGUGUAGUCAGACAGAUACUCAAGAGUAAUACAGCAGUGCCAAAGAGUACACGCAGCUCCACUCACUCGCGUGGCCGUCUUCAGGACCGGAGCUCACACAAGCUGCAGGGCAGAUACGCAGAGUACAUUUUUUUUUGGUAAAUUUAACCCAUUUGUAAACAGAUACAAAUUUUAUUUUCUUACAGCCUUUAUAAGAUGGUUUGAUGUACUGGGAGGAUUUUUUUUAUUACAGAAUGUAUAUUGGUAUAUAAUAAAUGAACUUUUCAAAUGA